Molecule: messenger RNA, 17251 nt
Organism: Xyrichtys novacula (pearly razorfish)
Lineage: Eukaryota; Metazoa; Chordata; Actinopteri; Labriformes; Labridae
Source: the annotation of a GenBank genome assembly
AAUAAAACACACGAAAGAAAGAAAAAUACGAUUUUGCCCCCCUAACUCCAAGCAGGAGAGAUGAGGUGGAGACAAAUUUCUCCAGUUUUGUACAUCCCCUAACAAUGAUUCUUGUUUUUUGGUGGGAGUUGGAGGUCUAAGUGUCCGUGCGAGGGUCACUGUUAGCCGGACUGCAGGAUUAGCCCCUCCGCUCUGUUUCUUACAGCCUCUGUUAGCCUGCGGAUGCUAACAUUAGCUAGCCGGAAGCUGUCGUAGCUUCGUGCUGGGGUGUCUGAAGUCCUGCUGUUUCUCCACUGUUUUUAUCGUCCCAGCGAAGGAAAUCCUUCACACUGAGGGAUGUGGAAAGUAACUCUACAAGCGUUCGCUGUUUUGCUGCUGGCCUGGUUCUUGGGGAACUUUGUUGUGGGCUGGUUUCAACAAAAUAAAGUGAAUACACAAACGCAACACAGAGAGCAUCCGAGCGGAGCCACAGACAGCCAGGACCAGAGCUGUUUCUGUCAUGUGAGUCAGCGCAUCGUACUGCUGGGUUAAGAGUCAAAGUCGAGAUGUUAGUACCAGGGGUUUCACUCUUAAUGUUAUAACGGUUUUACGAUACAACAGAAGAUCUUCUAGCACUUUCUAUGGUCUUGAUUUGACGUCACUGUGUAUUUGUGAUACAAGCUUUCAGCAACACCUUAAUAUUUUAGUCUUUGGAUUAAAAAAGUCUGAAUUUUAACUAUUUUGAUUACACAAUACAGGGCGUAUAACGUAAAACACAGAUUUUAUGUUCGUGUCGGUGUUAUUGCAAGUACCGCUGCCUGUCCAGAUGUAUCACGCAUGCGCAAAGCCACAUUGUCGGCAGUCGCCUUCACCCCUGUGACUAAACCUCCCUUUCGUGAACCAGAAGAACCCCAUUAUUACCGCAAAAUUGACUCGUCAGUAUGAACAGAAUUACAUUAUUUGUGAUUAUACUUUGCUGUAGAAAUAGCUGGUUUGACUAGAAAACAACAUUGGUCUUUGAACUGUUCAGCAUGUUUGACUGCAAAAUGACGACAGAUAACAUUUGCCAUACCCUUAAUUAUGUAAGUAGUUUUAGAAAAAAGAAAGUGAUUUUACAGGGAAUUUAAGUAAAAAGGGAAAUUGGUGUACUAAGAUAUGCUUCUCCUUAUUUCUCAAAUAUUUUCCAGACAAGAGUUUUAGAAUAUGUUCGCCUAAGUUUCACACUACUCUUAAUCCUUUUGAUAAAAAUCUAAAAAACACACGCACUCACGCAGAAGUUUUUGUUUCGUAAAGCUGUUAAACUUCUACAUUCGUGUGCGCUAUUCAACAGGAAAUAGAAUAAGGUUGCAUUUUAGACAGGGAAGCAUAACUCAACAGAACACCCAAAACGGAAGACUGUCGCUUUACUUUUUUAUUCCUUUAAACUUUUUACCUUCAUCUUUGGUAAAUUGGUUCUGUUUACGAAACUAGACUGGUAAGCGAAAUAGAUAAUUGACCACUCGUUCUUAUAAUACAUAACUAGUCUGUAACAGGUUAUGAAUUACGUAAAAUAUACACCUAUUUUAUACCUCUGCUGCUUCCUCGUUCGUGGCUUUCGUCACUUCGGAGAAACAUUUUCAGGUUUUUAUUUAUUUACGGUGUAAAAUUUUGAAAGUAUGACCAAUAAAAAAUAAGGAUAUAAAUGUACCUUUCACGUUUUACACAAUGCUACCCAAUGCGAUUGAGAUUUAUGAGUUUCUAGUUUAUGUUAUUCCCAUUAGCGAAAAGAAAAGCGUGGUGUAAUUUGAUUGGCUGAGGCGAAGCUCCCGCCUUCCUUUAGCUCUUGGGAAUUGUAGUCUUCCGCGCCGCUGCUGUCAGACCCUCAUAGAGGUCUCUGACCGCAAAGUCAGACUACAAACUGUAGAGGGGCGGGGUUUAUUUUGACAACUUGUUAUUCGGAGGCGGGGCCCCUGACAGGCAUGGGACAGGAGGUCUGUUUUGACAGCUCAGCCCACAUACAGAGCAGCUGCUGAUUCAACAGCAUCAAAUUAGUUUAGGAAGAGAUUUAAUUCAAUGUAAUUAGAAUUUCAACCUGAGGACACAGCAUGCUGAGAGGAUUUUGUUUCUUCCUGCUUUUUCUGAUGCUGAGGGGACUGCUGCACUCAGAGGUCAGCUGGUUCUGUGAGUGUGUGUGUGAGAUGUGUUUUGGUACCUGACUUUAACUCUCCAGGUGUAUCUGUAAAACAAAACUUUAUAACUGAAAAAAGUUAACAAGUUCAAUACCUUAAAAAAAGAGAGAAAAUAUUGUUAUCCUCAUUAGGUUUUAAUUCUAACUGCUUGUUUAGGACAUGAAGCUGACACCAUAUGCUUGGCCACACCAGUUUGUUUUAAGUAUAAAAAGAUGACUUAUAGGCAGUUCUUCACAUACAGGUGAAAGUCAUGAAGUUAGAAUAUCAUCUUUAACUAUUUUUUGUUUCAUAAAAAGUUCACAAAGGUAAAGUUAAGGUAAAAUUUUAUAUAUAUUGUAUGCAAGGUGAAAUAUUUUAAUUAUGUCAUUGUAGUUUUAUUCACUAAAACCAAUCAAAAAAGGAUUUUAGAAUUAAAGAAUUGUCUGACCUCUGAAGCGCAGUACUGGGUUGGGCUCAUAGACUGUAUAUACUAUGGGCAAUUUGGUUCAGCCUUUCCGUGAUUUUCUCCACUUCCUGUACCAACACUUGUGCAGUAGCAUUGUACGCAUAUUACCUCUUGCACAGUAGCGUUGUAUGCAUUCGGUGGGAGAGUCGCUGUGAUGGCGCUCUGCUCAAACAGCGCACCCCCCUGGGUGAGCUACGCAAUCUCAAUAUGCCCAUAGGCUGUAUCAAGUGACAAUCAUUUAUAAAUCCUUUAUAAUUCAUAUUCUGUGUAAAGUUUGUCCACAAUUGCUGGAUAGGGAUUGCUGGAGGAAGUGGGAUUUAUGACCUAUACUGCAGCCCGCUACCAGAGGGUGAUGUUUUCACGGUGGCUUCACCCAGCGAGGAGGCAGACGGUGUCCAUUCUAUAUACAGUCUAUGGUUGGGUUCUUUUACCAUGGAGUGUAGCAUCAAUACAGUGUGGUGCAGUGGUUAUCAGCCUGUAGCUCUGCUGAGUGGUUAUUGAACCCCAGGUUGCUUUGAUAGCAAAAUACUUUUGGGUUGGGUGUAUCCAUCUUUUUACUUAACGAAUAUUCUCAAUGAGAUUUAGGUCAGACCACUUGGCUAGCAAUUCAAUCACAGCUAUGUAAUGGUCAACAAAAUAUCUGGUGGUGGUUUUGGCACUGUGAGAAGAUGUUAAGUGCUAUGAGCAGCUUUCAGCUGGACAGUGUUUUUAGUUUGUCAUCUUUUUUGGUUGUCCUCUUCCUCCUGACAAAUAUCCUACACAUAUUCGACUGGGUCAGGGGAAAUAUACUGACCUUGAGCACAACGACAUUAUGAUCCUCAAACUAUUCAUUAAAGGUGUUGGUGCUGGACAGGUGCUGAGAUCUGCUAAUGGCCUUCAGUCUGAUAUCGCCUCAUGUAUAGUCAAUGCAAAGACCCGAUUAGACACACAUUCUACUUGGGCGACACAAGUUGCGCGUCGCAAAUAGUUGGAAUUGAGCAAGGAAAUACACAACAUUUGCGUGUCCAGAUACAUGCAAAUUAAUCGAGAAAAUAGUUUUUUUGCGCUUGGUGUGAAUGACUAUUAUUGUUCCAGGUUUUUCUCACUUUGCUCUACAAAAAUGGGGGUUCAGGUCAGGCCAGCUGGAUUAAUCAAGCAGAGAUAUCAUGGUCAACCAUUUGGUUGGAAUUUUGGCGCUGUGAGCAGGUGCUUUGUCCUGUUAGAAGAGGGAAUCGGCAUCUCUAUGCCAGCACUAACAGGUGCUGCUGUGGAGGUUUUUUUCUACUUAAUAAAAGUACUUCAUUUUGAUGUUAUUUAAAUGAAUUUUAAAAAUCAAUAUCAGUUCAUUAAAAGUAUAUCAAAAAUGGGGUGAAGUAUCAGGAAAGGUGUAUCAGUUAAAGUAUGCUAAACAAAAUGCUUACAUGAGUUUGUGCACAUUAACAAUACACUACAUUGAGGAAAGUGUACACAUAUAACCUCUACCUUUUAUACAAUCCAAUACUGCAGCAGCACUAGUUAAAUUAUUUACAAAACACAUCUGUUCACAUUGAGGCAAACAGAAACACAAUGCAAACACCUGAGUCACAAUGAGGUUAAUUUGCAUACACAGCAGACAUUUGACUGUAUUUGAUUCACUUGAACCAGGUGUGUGCAGAGCAGGAGUUUCAGGUAGGUGACUACCUCCUCACCCCAAAUAGUUGGUGUUAGGAGCUCCACCUUUAAUACCUCCCUGUGUUUACUGAACUCUUCAGUGUUCUCAGAUUAACAAUGUUGUGGCUUGGUCUCCACUGAGUUCAAAUAAAUCUGCCUCAGUGUAACAUCUCAGAGUAUGCAGCUUAAUGUCAGGGUCAAUCACAUGGACAAACAAGUCUUGUGUGACCUAUGAGGCUCCAGUGAAAACACACAGGAUGACACACAGGCAGAUGGCAGUUAGCUGUACUGAUAAAACAGAUGAAAUAAUAAAAGAGGAAAACAUGAGUCUAAAAAUCUGAAAUGAAGAAUGGUGUGUUUUUGUUUGUAUUUCUGCAGCUGACUGGAGUCCUGGAUGAUUGCUUCUGUGACGUGGAGAGCAUUGAUGUCUUCAAUAACUUCAAGAUUUACCCUCGAAUCAAGAAGCUGACAGAGAAAGACUACUUCAGAUACUACAAAGUAAGGGAAAAUCUAAAGUUUAUAUCAGGAGGCAUGUGUGUUGGCAUUUGUAUGUUUUUCCUAAUGUGCCAUGUAAUCCAGCAGAGAGAGGGUGCUCUCAUCGUAACCUGACCACUGAAUGGCACUCUUGACCUCAGUAAAAUAAGUUGACUUGUAAAUUUGUUCUAUAGUUGAGCUUUGGUACUUAUUUAAAGGGAUAUUCUUGCGUAAAUUUAAGUUAUGGUCAAACUACUGUAACACCAAGUUAGACACCCCCUCGAGAGAUAAAUGUUGCUGACUGCUGACCUCUCUUCCUUUACCAACUUCAGCAAUGACCGCAUGAUAGCAAAUCACAGCGGUCUACUUCUCCACAUGCAAACCUCAACCAAAAAGCCACUCUACAGCCACAAAUAACACUCAGAACAGCACCUAACUUCAUCAACAGUACAUAAAGGGUCCCUGCCAUAGUACUAGCCAUCAAACAUCUUUUUAGCUUUGCCUGAUCUCUUUGGCAAAGAGACUAAUCACAACUCAUCCACUCUCCCCCAGCAGCCGCUUGUUUGUGGGGGGAGCCCUGACGACUUGAUCACCAAGUGCAGCAGAUCAUUUCCAUGAUCAUCACAACAAUCAUUUUGCACUGCAGAUUUGGUAGUUCUCCCCACCACACAUAUACACACACAUAUGCAUAACAACUACCAGGGUGUUUCCAGGCCAUCUGCGACCGGGUGGGAACAGUGUGAAGUAUGAGCAGUCAAGUGUUAUGGUGCGUUCCCUGCGUGUGAUGGCUGUAUUGUUGAGGUCAGACAGAUUGGGUGUGGGAUGACUGAUGACUUUGGAGGCCCUGUAUGUGAUGUGUGUAGAACUGCAGCUCUGCCAUUUUGCAUUUACUUCCUUCGUCUGUUUCUAUUUACGCUCUUUCGGUGUUCACUGAGCUCGGUGUCUGUAGCCACAGUUUCAUCUAACAGCAAUAGAAAACCGAGAUUUUUGGGAAUACAAAAUCAGGGUGAAAAUAAAGUAAUCAGAAAACCUCAUUUUUUUCUUUUCCCACCAGAGUUUGUGUCUUCCAGUUCUGCUGAUACAUAAGGUCAUGAUGAUAGAGUCAGCACUGUAAACAGCACUUAAGAAAGGACUCUUCCUCGUGUUAUGGCUCAUGCUACUAUCCAAAAACCAGUCGGUACAGAUGCUUCUCUGAACACUUUGUAUCCACCUAUCUCUAUAGGGAGAGGACGUCAUGUUGAGUGAAAAAGCAGAAUAACAACACAGCAGAUCAAGUCCCAUUAGCUGUUACAAAGCAGGAAGUGCCACUAAAAUAUUGUGAAAUAUGUUUGCAGCAAGAAGUGUGACAGUUGCUGUGCAGAAAAGUGAUUUCACUGAAUAUUGUGACUGAUUAAUCCAACUGGCUCUUAAUUAUUUUUUUUAAUUUGAUGAGCAGAUAAUUAAAUAAAGAAAAAAUCCUGUUGUGUUUUUAGCUGGUUUUAAAAUUUCUGGUUACUUUGUCAGGGUAGUUUGGAAAUCACACUUUCAAAUCCUGAUUUCUGUUCCCUUCAAAGGUGAACCUAGGUGCAGCACUACACAACUAAGAAUGCUGCAGCUCUGCAAUGCUGGGUGCCGGAAUACUAGGUUCUGAAAUGCUUGGUUCUAGAAUGUUGUCUUCUGGAAUACUAGGUUCUAGAAUGUUGUCUCCUGGAAUACUAAGUUCUAAAAUGCUUGGUUCUAGAAUGUUGUCUCCUGGAAUACUAGGUUCUGAAAUGCUUAGUUCUAGAAUGUUGUCUCCUGGAAUACUAGGUUCUAGAAUGAUUGUUCUAGAAUGUUGUCUCCUGGAAUACUAGGUUCUAAAAUGAUGGUUCUAGAAUGUUGUCUUCUGGAAUACUAGGUUCUAGAAUGUUGUCUCCUGAAAUACUAGGUUCUGAAAUGUUUGGUUCUAGAAUGUUGUCUCCUGGAAUACUAGGUUCUAAAAUGCUGGGUUCUAGAAUGUUGUCUCCUGGGACACUAGGUUUUAGAAUGAUCAGUCCUGGAAUGCUGGGUUCCAAAAUGCUGAGUUCAGUUAUGUCAUAAAAUUGAUGAAAUUUAUCGAUAUUCUGACUCCUCACAGAAACGAUUUUUUUCCUCUUUAGGUGAUCUUAAAGCGACCCUGUCCCUUCUGGCCUGAUGAUGGACACUGUUCCAUCAAAGACUGCCAUGUGGAGCCAUGUCCAGAGGUCAGACACUCACAGAUUGUCAAUAUGAAACAUGGAGGGCAGUAAGAAUUGUGAACAAAAGCUGUGUUUACAUGGACAGCAAUGUGCAUUUGGGGUUUCAGUGUCUGAUUGGUUUAACACCAGUUUAACAAACUAUAACCCUCUGGAAACACAAUGAUUUACUUAAAGAUUUCCACAAGAUUUCUGAAACUGUUCAUGGAUGGAUGAAUCAGAAAUUAUUUGAGCCUGUUUUGAAAAUGCUGUCUGUUAUGGUUUUUAAACAUUUUUAUUUGUUUGUUAUGUUCACAGAGUAAGAUCCCUGUGGGUAUCAAGUCUGGAAACUACAACAAGGUGAGAAAUAAGAACCUUUUUAUUUGGUUCGAUUCUACUUGAACAGAUGCUAUUAUGUCUUUUUCAUAUUAAACAAGAAGAAAGGAAGUGUGGAUAUGUGGAUAUGUAUGACACAUUCUUUAAAAGAUUUGAUGGAUUGAUCCACAAAAAGAGAGAAAAUGUUGAAAAGAAAUGAAUUCUCACUCAGUCACAGGCAUCGAAACAGCAACAUCAAACAGCCAGAUCAUAGCAGCUGAUCAGAUAGUAAAUGUCACUUCGUAAAUGUAAACAUUGUUUCUGUUCAAAUGAUUUAGCUAAAUUUGACCACAGAUCAGUGAUAACCAUCAGUCCAUCAAAGAUCUUGCAUUACUGUUGCUGUUGCUGUUUUUUUUUUCAAAACUUUCCAUCUCAAUAGCUGAUUCACCAAAUUUCACGUACGCACACACAGUGUAAAGCGUCCUCUUAUCUGGUCUGAGAGUUUCCACACAGAGAUCGAGGACUUAAUGUUUGCUUUGCCAGACUCUCAGCCUGCUGUUGGUCCAUAAUGACAUCUGCGCCCGUCUCAGUCAAGUCACUUUCUGACCAUCAGCCAGGAACCAUGAAAAUGAGCUACCUCAGCAGGGAAGCCUCAGAUAGCAGGAGCCACUGAAUUCAGACUAACAGACAUGAAAACUGACAGGUCACUCUAGGACCACUACAGGAGUAACAUAUAAUAAAGGCUUUGAAUGUGAAAAAGAAAUAUUUCUAUUACUAAGAGAAGGUGAAGUUACAAUCCAAAUUCCAAAAAAAGUAGGACCCUGUGUAUGCUUUUAAUGAAAACCUUCUAAUGUUUCCAAAAAGUUGUGAAAGAAACAACAAAAUGGGUAAAAAGUUGUUGGAGGAACAACAAAGUUUGAAGUGAAUGUCAAAACAAAAUUAGAAUUCUGUUUUCAUAUCAUGGCUCUACUCUUCUUAACCUGCGGUCUCUGUUUUUAUCUGCAGUACUCCCAAGCGGCGAAUACAAUGUCGGACAUGACAGAGUGUGAACAGGCCGAAGAACUGGGUGCCAUCAACAGCACCCUAAGGUGACACCACUGCCCUCCUGCUGUCUGUUUUAUCUGCCACCAGCUUAUUUUUCAAAAUGCAAAGCAGCUCUAGAGGCUGAUAGUAACCAUGGCAAACAUUUACAAACACCUGAGCUGGUACUUUCCCAGCAUUCAGAACUGACCUUAACUAAAGACAGCGUGGGAAAUGUAUAUGAAGUUGACACAGCCUCAGACUCUGAUAAGGAAAUAUUAGACUGCUGAUCACCUAUUCUAACCAGUUAUUUAAGCAUGGAUAAUUUUUUUUUGUCUUGUCUCUACUUAACUUUUUUGGUUACUCUCUUGAACUCAAAAUGGUUUAUAAGCUCUGUAUCACAUUUAAGGAACCAAGUAAAUUUACAGUAAACAGUCAUUUAAGCUGCCACAAACUAAACUCCUACAGCUUAUUAGAUCGAAGUUUAUAACUAAUUUGAGCCACAAAGUAAAAAUUGAGUUGUAUAAAAGUAUUAAAAUGAUAAACUACAAACUAAAAGUGACUUUAAGUUUGACAUCAAGUCCUUGCAGCGGCGAGAGGUUUGCUCUCCUUGCUUUGGGUUUUUAGAAACACGCAUGAAACACACAAGAGGUUUGCUCUCCCUGCGUCAGAGGAAGUGUGAGGAAGCUCUUAGAACAGAGCCAUACUGCUAAAUAUAACUAAAAAAAAUGAACUCUUUUUGACCAAAGUGGUCCUGACUGAAUUAAAGUGUUAUUUUGUCUUAUUUUUUACUGUCAUUUUUUUCUGUUACAUUUCCUCCUGCUGUUCUUUCAAGUUCUUUUUUUAUUUCUGGUUUUCAGUAACCAGAGUAAAGAGGCGUUUGCGGACUGGGCGAGACAUGACGACGCACAGGACCACUUCUGUGAGCUGGAUGGUGAGUCUUAUCUCUGCUUGGUCACCCACAACGUAUUUCAAAUGACUGUCCUGAAGCCAUAGGCAAGGAUGGGUUAUUUUUGUUCCUGCUUCCCAGAGGGUUAGUGCAAAUGAUUUUCAUGGAUCCUCCUGGCACCACAGAUGCAGAACAAUGGAAAUCUAAUGCUCAGGUCCUCCUGAAACUUUCCAAGUGAUUUCAUUUAGGCAUUUAUAUCCUUUUGAUCUCUCCUGGUUAUCUACACUGAGGUCAACUAAGUCUGCUUUGUGUGUAUAUGUGUGCACACAGAUGAAACCUCUCCAGAUGCUGAGUAUGUGGAUCUGCUGCUGAAUCCAGAGCGUUACACUGGGUACAAGGGCCCUUCAGCCUGGAGAGUCUGGAACAGCAUCUACGAGGAAAACUGCUUCAAGUGAGACGCACUAAAAAAACACGAGUAAAAGUGCAUGAAUGUGACCUUUUAACAGCAGUGAAAACCAACAUACAAGUGUCAUUACAACACUCUUUUUCUGCUUGCAUUCAAAAUACAUUUAUUGGGUUUUGAUAUUCCUGUUUUAAAUACAACUUUAGUAUUUCAGAAAAAAAGGCUUAGGGGUCAUUGUGCUUGUUUGUCCUCUGUUGUGUUUGCAUGAAAUGAUACAUAACAUUAAACCCGAAACAGCUGCAACACCACUCUUAAAUAGCCACCAAACUCCAUUAAAAAAACGCUGAUUUUCCACAUGUAGUUUGUUAAUGUCACCCUGUGUUACACAAAUACUGGUCUGCGUCUGGAAAAACCAUGUGUCCUGAUCUCCCUUCAUGGUCAAGCUAACAUUGAAUAAUCACGUGUCAGUAGGCUUUGGUGUCAGCCGGAAAAACAGUCUGUAUGGAGAGCAAAAGCAGGGGGAUCAAAAUCCACCGUGACGCCAACCCAGCCUCCCAGUGUUGGAUUUGUUCCUAUCUAUGAGACACUAAUCUGACUGAUUCUGAGUCAAUAAAGACAAUCAGCAUUUAGAUUUCCUGACCUCACUGAAUGCAUCAGAAAUGAUGGAUCUGACCUCAAUUCAACGAACAUUUUCAAAGUAGUCUUUUUCUCUUGAGAAAAGACCUGACAAAUUGAGACAUCUGCAUACCCGUAGCCCAUAUUUUAGAGAGCUAAAGUUGUUUAGUAAAUGGAGUUUGUUGGUAAUAGAGACUGGGAUGUAACAGCUGUUUUUGAAUUUAAAAAAGUCAUCAUAUUAUUUAACAAAAAGGUCAAUCAGAGAAUGUACAGCUGAGAUUAUUUGUUAAAUAUAAUCCUUCUGGCUGUUUUGAAUUGAUUUGACUAAAAAUCAGUUUCCUUUUUUUUUUUUGUGGACAGGCCCAGAUCAGUAUACCGACCUCUGAACCCUCUGGCUCCCAGCAGAGGUGAGUGACUAAAAAUCAACAAGAGCUCAGUUUACACUUUCACAAAAGUAAAAGUUUGGUUAUUGUGACAUUACUGCAGCCCUAUACUUAGAACUGGAACAAAAUGUCAAUAUAAAAGCAGUUCAUUCGCAGGAUUCUAGAGUACUAGGUUCCAAAGGUUUUGGAAUGUUUUCUAAAACACUGGUUCUAGAAUGCUAAGAUCUACAAACCCGUGUUUUGAGUGUUUUGAGGGGUCUUAAUGAGACAGCAGUUACAAUGACGUGAUUCAGACUGAAAAUGAGCUAAACUGGAUCGAAUCUAGUUAGACUUUUAAAGAUGGCCAAAUCUUGUAUACCAGAGUUUAUAAUGGGAUACAUAUUUAGUCCACAAGGGGGCACCACAAUCAAACAUUUCAUGCUUGAUAUUGACCCUGUUCGAUAGUUUCGUGUUAGUUUCUGUCAUUCUGCUGUUUAUAUCUGUAAAGAGACCGUGAGUGCUCAGAAAGGAGCUUAUAAAUAAAAUGUAUUAUAAUUGUUAUUGUUAUUAAUUUGACUGAAGUUAUAAAACAAAUAACUAAAUCAUCUUCAUUUUGAUAAAAACAGUUUUAACAGAGCUCUUCUUUCUCUGUUUUUAUAUUUUCAGGAGAUGAUGAUGGUGAGUAGAGCUAAAACAUCUUUACAGGACUUUAUUUCUAGUUGUGUUGUAAAAAAAAAAACUAUGAUCUUGGCUUGCUGUGUCUCUUGUGUUCUAGGUGAGGGUUUCUACAACUGGCUGGAAGGUAGGAACCUGUUUUAUUUGUUCUCUUACAUAUAUAUUCUGCAGGUUCGGCUCUCUAGUUACCUUGUGUAAAUGAUACCUGUCCCUGUCGAUUUUCUCUGCAGGUCUGUGUUUGGAGAAGAGAGUUUUCUACAGACUCAUCUCCGGCCUCCACAGCAGCAUCAACAUCCACCUGUGUGCAGACUACCUGCUGGAUGGUAUGACAUACUCCUCUUAUUAAAGUCAAUUUAACAUCAAGACUUAGAAAUUAUCAAGGUAGCGCCGAGGACUGUGUGGACUUAUUUAAACAGUUUAAGCAGAAUCUAUCCACAGCCAUAAUCCCUAUUUUUUAGCAGAUAAAUUCAGUUAGAUGCUAAUUCAGUGUCUCGAUGAAUAACAGCUGGUAUUUAUAUCCCUCUGUUAAAUAUGGUGUUCCCCAGGGAUCAGUUUUUGGGCCUGAUUAUAUUUUCUGAUACAUGCUUCCCCUGAGGAGCCCAAGACAAAUACAUGGUGUUUUUUCUUCCCUUUUUGUUCCUGUGUUUUCUCUAGAAACCACAGAAUAAAAACAGCACAACUAACACUGGUAGUCUUAAAUACAGAAGCCUAAUAAAGCAUGAUAUUAAAGGUACAGAAAAAAAAUGAAACAGUAAAGGGACCUUCAAAAACGACUAAAACACUGAGACUCAGAGUGUUUUAUUAGUGAAUAACCUCUAAAAUAUCUAAUUGAAGCUGAUGAAUGGCUUUGGUUUUGUUUGCUCAGAGGGGUGGGGUCGCUCAGUCUGGGGUCCAAAUGUUCAGGAGUUCCGUCAGCGUUUCGAUACAGCAGAGACAAAGGGUGAGGGCACCCGGCGACUGAAGAACCUCUACUUCCUGUACCUGAUUGAGCUGCGGGCGCUCUACAAGGUGGCGCCAUACUUUGAGCGAGCCUUCGUCAACCUGUACACAGGAAACACACAGGAGGACAGCGCCACGAAGGAGCUGCUGCUGCAGGUCUUCAACGAGAUCAAGUGAGACAUUGUGAUUUUAAACUCAGAAAUGAUUGAUCAUGUUUUUUAUUCUGAGCAGUGUUCAGGUAUCAGACUAACUUGAACCUCUAUCCUCCAGAACCUUCCCCAUGCACUUUGAUGAGAAGUCCAUGUUCGCUGGACACAAACUGGAGGCCAAAACGCUAAAGGUGACACCAAAAAGCUCAUAUACACACUGCUCGCCCAACACUGAGCUGCACACGAUUGUUAAUAAAUAUCAUGGAUUUAUGAAUUAUAAACUGAUUACUAAUAUUAUAAUGAGUGCAUUUUCAGGAAAUAUGCCAUUAUGAUAACUAGACAAGCAGGAUCGCCUCUUAUAUAUCACACAUUUGUAUAAAGCUAUAUUGGUGGAUGAUAUUGAUUGGUUGAAAACCUUUACUUUAGCUAUCAGCUGUAACAGCAAGACACUGGACUGAACAGCAGGAGAGAUCUGCACGCCAAAUUAGAAAGUGUUCUUCAAGUAAACACCAAAGCUGUUCCCAGAAGAGCGAACUCUUUCAGCCGGAGGCCAGAGAGGGCGGCAAUUUGGCUGUUCAGGGUGUCCAAACACAGUGACCUUAGUUUUUUCUGGGUAAGAUUUAGGCUGAGCCGUGACUCAGAGUCUUUUCAGACAACUAGAGAAAGACUCUCCUCAUCUAUCGGCGAUCAGCGGCGACAUCCUUUUCGCCGCCGUUUCCGGAUGCGGUGGAAAUUAGGAGUAAAAGUAUCAUAACAGUUCCAGACUCCAGAAUCCAGAAUCUACAGUUCUUUGGACUGUUAUAUUUAGGGCGUUUUCUCUAUUACUUAUACAAUAGUCUUGAUAAAAAUUUACUUAUUUUUUGUUUGUUUUUUUUAGGAGGAGUUUCGACUUCAUUUCAAGAACAUCUCCAGGAUCAUGGACUGUGUCGGCUGCAGUAAAUGUCGCCUAUGGGGCAAACUGCAGGUGAGAAAAAUUCAACUUUAAACCAGUUUAAAUGAUUAGUCUGGAUUCACUUUGGUUUUCUUGAGUAUUUUGGGUCUCCUUGAUGUUUUUCCUGGUAACAGGACUCGGUUGUUUAGACUUUUAAAUAGGAAUUAUUCCAGCACACGUACUCCAGCCAGAAAUAUCACUGUCUUAAAGUUUUAAGUGUUUUUUUUUUACAUUAUGAUGCUAUUAAAAUUCUAAAGCGCCGUACGACUAUAGAAAUGUAAAUCCGUAGUAAUUUUCUUGUAUUUGAAAAAGUCUCUGAGCACAGACCAACAUCAUGUAAAGGUAGAUAAGAAGAAAGGAUUCUAUUGUUGUAAAGCACACCGCAUUUAAAUGUAUCAGAGUAUUGAACAUUUUGACAACCCUUCUGUCAUAAACAAACUACCUGACAGUUUUCAUGUGUCCUCUUUGUGCAGACCCAGGGUCUGGGAACAGCCUUGAAGAUCCUCUUCUCUGAGAAGGAGAUCCAGAACCUUCCAGAACACAGUCCCUCUAAAGGUUUCCAGCUGACCCGGCAGGAGAUUGUGGCCUUAAUGAACGGCUUCGGCAGGUACGCUCCCAGCUCUGUGAACCAUAAUACAACAACAACACAAAACGGAUGAAAGGCAUCAAAAUGACAAACUGACUCACAGAGUGAUGUUUUACUUACAAGCCCAAUCCAAUAUUUUUGUUGUGUUAUUUUUGCUCCUGUUUCAUCUCCUCUUCCUCACCUUCAGGUUGUCCACUAGUAUACAUCAGCUGCACAGCUUCCGCCUCCUGCUGGAGGAGAACAGGUAACAGGAGGCAGAGCCGGCCCACAGAGAACUGCAGAAGUGUAAUCCUCGCCCAGAAGAAGAACUUUCUCAUGGACUCUAGAAGACUCACCCUCCUCCCUGUAUCCCCCCACCCUCCUUCCUCUUCCUCAGUCUGAUUAAUCUUGAAUGUUAAAACCCGCUGCCUCCUGUCGACAAACUUUGAUCUUUUCUUUGGUCCAAACCUGGAAAAGUUCUGAAAACACCUGGAUUAAAAUCACAUGACUACAAACAACACAAGUUUUUAAAAGGAAACCUGUCAGAAAAGCACCUUGUCGCCUGUUAACGCUGCCCCCGCCCCCUACUAAUGUUACAUCCUGUUUGGAUUUACACUCCUGUGAUGAGUCGACCUUUUUACGGCUCUUCUGCGAGACACAAGAGACUCUGUCCUGAUUAAGGACUCAGAAAGGACUAUUUGCUGCUGCCUAUUUAAUUUUCGUUGUGUUUUCUAUCUGCUCUCUUUUUCUUCUUCUGUUGGUUUUCCAAAGUUUUGUCCCUCAGAACCUAAAAACCUGCUUGUGUUUGCUGUUUCAGGCUUAUGACAGCUCCCUACCAAGUAAAAGUGUUUCUUUAUGUUCGUGUGAGAGGAUAUUAACCCUUACAUGCAAGCAAAUGUAAGCUCGCAGUUUCCAGCAGUUCUUUUUAUUUCUGCUCUUUAAUUGAUUCUAACGCAGACAUUACACUGGAUGCCAAGCUUUAACCAACUAUUAUUGAAAUGACUUGUUUCUGUCACUUAACAGGUCAUUUGACAUAUCUAUGAAAAAGUGAAGUUUCAGAAAAUCAUCUAAUUUACAUUAAAAAAACAACAGUUCUUUAAUUUACAUUUGACUUUGUACAGAAACUGAGAGCCCUGAUUUAAAAAAAACUGAUUCCCUCUUCAAUGACCUCAAACUCAGUCAGAGACUGACUGUAGUGUGUGUGUGUGUUGAUGAAUGAGUUGUGUGCAUCUUGUUUUUGCUAUUUAUUUUUUCAUCAGUCUUGGGUCAUGAAGCACAACUGAAGUUGAGACGGAUCAAUGAGUUUAUUUGAAGCAGGAGGAGUUUAUUUGACUAUUUUUAGUUCACGCUGUAAAUGUUGGCGUAUUUAAAACAGGAGCUUUUACAGAGAUGGCUUAAGUAGAAAAAUACUGCAGGUCAGAUAUUUUUUGUUUCAACAGCCUGAUCCUCAUGAAGAUGAUGUUUUAAUCUUGACGAUGAAACAUCCUCAAACAGAAGAGAAGGAUUCAUACAUAAUGAAGGAGCAGGUGGUCAAGGAGUAAAGUAGCUCUCUUAAAAUCCCACAGUCUCCUGGGAAUUGUUGGUCUGCUGCUGUCUAAAACAGAAAAAUUAAAAUUAACAAGCAACAUAGAACAAGCAAAGAAACACCAGAGAAGGCCGCCCCCUGCUGGCCAUUCUGAUUAUUGUAAGCCAACGUACAUUGUUCCGGCUUUAAGGCCUGAAUGGCAGUUUGAGAAAGUACAGAUUAUUUUUCUUAACAUUUUUUUUUCUUUCAUCUGUUUCUUUUUUCGUUUUUCCUUCCCUUUUUUACCUCCUAUGCUCUGUAUUCUUUUUCCUGAUUCUUUUUUUUCUUUUCUUCAGUCUGCAGUGGAUUUUAAAAAAAAAAACAUUGACCCCUGGUUGGCGGACAAACCUCUAAGACUUUUACGUCUGGGCAGGAAAGGUUUAAAAAAGUGAAGUUGGACCAAAGAUUUUUCAGUGGCCUAUAAUUUAUGUUUUGUUUUUGUUAAGUUUGUUUUAUUACAAUGCUAAGGACAAUGGGGUUUUGAUUUUUACUCAGUAGUUUGCAUAUUGUUGUAUGAAAAGUUAAGGCUUUUUAGAUGUGUUGAUUUCGUUUUUUGAGGGUUUGGCUCAUGAAUCUACGACAUUAAACGAUUAAAAAUCCGAAAUGGAAUAAAUUAAAAUAUUAAAGGGAAAAAAAGAAAUUCAGUUCCAAAAGUUAUAUUUGUGUCACCUCUGUCCCCACCAAGUUCUUUAAUGCCACAUUAUUCAGGAUCGAGGAUAGAAGCUGCAUAAGCUGCUGGUUCAGAGUGUGUUGGUGAAAAAACAGUCAGAGAGUUUGUCUGCUCUCCAGCAGCAGCAUUGUCCACCCUUCAGCCUUAAAACUAAACUGAGAUUUUCAAAAUGAUGAAAUCAGUAAAAUGACAGAAAACCUGCUUCAGACUUUUCACGGUCCUCAUGUUGAAUUAAAUCUGUUAAGUUUGUUCAAAGGCAGCACAACUUUUUUCUUUGGUUUCUUUUAGAUCUCUAUGAAUAUUAAUAGCUGCACCAUGUUGAUGUGUGUUCCUGUUAAAAAUAUUUAUUUGAAAAGAGGAAUAAAUAUUUCUGAAAAUCAUUUAUUUGUUUCUAUUCUGAUCAGAAACCUUACAUCUGAAUAUUCUUACCUUACUGUACUUUUUGUUGUUCUCAACUUUCAUUAUCGCUCAAGGAUGUUCAUCAUUUAACAAGUUCUGAUAGAUCUUCGCUUAGAAGGGUCAGCAAAACAUGUAUAUAAGAUAGUUCUCUGCCAGUUGAGAUCAUUUGAUUUCAUUUGUCCUGCAGUGACUAAGGAAUUUGAUAAACCAAACCGCAUUUAAAAAUAGUCAAUUUAAGGGUUGUUUGAUUUCCUUUUGCAAACAGACAUGACAACGCUUAGGCUUCGACUCAUUGUGAAUCUGCAUCAUGAUAUUGAUAUUUCAGCAUCUUUUCACUCUGUUCCAUUGGGAGAAUAAUGAUCCACAAACUAAACUUUUACAUAUCAGCACUGCAGCAUGUUCAGACUAAUGCUGCACAGUUAGAUUGAAAUUGGUCAAAAUGGGUGAAAAUGCAUGUCAUCACAGCUUUAAUAAACAUUUUUGGGUUUGCUCAUUUGUCGUUUCCAAUAAAAGAGUUGGACUGCUUUUUUAAAGACUUUAGAGGUCAGCUGUUAUUUGUCAGGCAUACAUGAACAAAUCCUGAAUGCAGAGGUGAUCAAACCAAACUUUAUUGAAAAACAACAAUUUUUAAAGGCAGCAGUUAAUUAUCAGGCAUGUUCAAUUUACAUUAUUCCCCAGUCUUGUACAUUCCGCAACUGAUAUUUCUGUCACGCAUGAAAAGUAUAAAUUUGCUCAACAUUUAAUGUCAUUUUGUUUUUUAUGGUAAAAUCAAUAUUUUCUGUUAUCAGUUAAAGGGAGCUGUUUGCUGUGAUAAAAUAGGUAAAUGGCGCCAUCUACUGGGAGAUACUUAAAACUACAAAUUUGAUGUUUAUAUUUAAACAGGAGAGGA